UCUGCUUUUGUUUUAGUACCCUCACUAGGUUUUCAGACAGAACCACAGUGAAACGUGUUUCUAUCACGUUCACUUAGCCUAUAAUUUAACAAUAACUCCACGCCUUUUUUCUUUCUCUUAUUAUUUAGUAUCCUUUUCCACUAAUUAUUAUUAGCAAGAUCCGAAACAAUGUGCCUGAUAAGUGGGCGGAAAAACAGCGCAAUAAUAUUUCCGGGUGUUUGAAGAGGGGGAACCCCGUGGUGUUUUUCUACCGUGGGUAUAUCACGAAAAAGUCAAAAGCAUUUGUUAUUAUGUCAUCAUAACCUGCUGCUGGGUACAGACACUUUAUCAAAAACCUCAAUGGCUUCUGGAUCAGCGGUUUCAGACCCGACGUUAAACGGGGUUUCGUCCACACCGGGUGAGAACGAGUACCCGUCGGGUUUCCCUCAGAGCAUCUGCGAUGAAGUCCCGAAGGAGAAGUACUUGUGUAGCAACUGUAAUAAUGUCUUGAAUAAAGCGCGUCAAACGGUGUGCGGUCACCGCUACUGCCUCGCGUGCGUCAACUGGCUGGUCAGAAACAACAAGGACCUUGUGUGCACAAAAUGUAAAGAAGAAGAUCCCAGUGUUGAGAAUGACACUAGUGUACUGACUCUUGACCAGUUCUUCAACGAUGCAGCUAUUAAUAAGGAAAUUUUGGAUCUGAAAGUUCACUGUGCCAACCAAGGCUGCCCCUGGAGAAGCACCCUGAAGAACUUUGAGGACCAUCAGAGUCAGUGUGAAUAUGCCCUGAUCCCUUGCAACAUUGGCUGUGGCUUAAUGGUGCAGAGGAAAUCACUGGCUACACAUCUGGAGGGAGGCUGUCCCAACAACAAGACCACAUGUCCCUCUUGUUCAGGUGUCCUGACACCGAGAGAACUCCAGAAGCAUGUUUGUCCCAGUUCAGGUGAUAAGAAGACGACGAAGACAGAUAAACGACAAAAGAAUAAUCACCCAGGCAGCUCAAAAAAGAAGGAGCCAUGCAUUUUCUCGGACAUUGGUUGUCCUUUUAAGGGCAAUGCAGACAAAGUAAAAGAACAUGAAUCCUGCAGCCAUGUUGGCCAUCUACAGCUUCUCUUGGAUGUGACCAGAGCUCUUCAGCGUACCUUGAAUUAUUCAGCUGAGCGAAGCCACCAUGAAAGCCCUGAUCUUCUUCAGCCUGGACAGUGUGGUGCGUCCCACAUUGAGGGUGAGAUUGAGACCGACGUAGGGGAUCCAGGAGUGAGUGAUAAGGCCCUCAGUCUCCACGAUGAUCAGGCUGAACUUGCUGUAGGCCAGCAACUGGACGCUCUACAGCAGAGAGUGCAGGUUAUGGAGAACAUCAUCUCAGCUUUGAACCGAGAGGUGGAGAAGACGCAGAUCAGUGUGGUUGUGCUGGAGAGGGACAAUUACAACAGUCAGCAUCUCAUUCAGCACUUGGAAACCAAGGUAGCGGAACAGCUGCAGAGACUGGUCAGGAAAGACAUUCACAUCACUUCAUUGCAGCAGUGUAUCAGCGCCCAGCAGGACAUCUCAUAUGAUGGCACCUUUCUCUGGCGGUUGUGUGAUGUCAGCCAGAAACUGAUAGAGGCUGCCAGCGGCCAAAAGAUCAGUCAGUACUCGCCAGCUUUCUACACCGCCAGGUAUGGAUUUAAAGUGUGCUUGCGACUCUACUUGAACGGAGAUGGGGUUGGAAAGGGAACGCACAUCUCUCUUUUCUUUGUUAUAAUGAAAGGAGAAUACGACCCCAUUCUUUCAUGGCCAUUCAGACACAAGGUCACGUUCUUUCUCAUAGAUCAGAACCAGAGGGAGCACGUCAUCGACGCUUUCCGUCCCGACCUCUCCUCUGCAUCUUUCCACCGCCCCGUCUCAGAGAUGAAUGUGGCCAGCGGGUGCCCCCUGUUCUUCCCUCUGGGGAAAUUGAAGUCGCCUAAGCAUGCCUAUUGCAAGGAUGACACCAUCUAUAUCAAGUGCGUGGUGGACAUCUCCUCCUGAAGCAUGAAGGCCUGGCUGUUAAAGAGGACUGGAUUCCUAAGGGAGCAUAACAAUUCUGGAUCCGGACAAAAUGAAUAUGGAGAGCAGAGAAACAAACCCAGAAAUAUUUAUGAACUGAAAAGUUGAAGAGUUUUGUCUCGGUUGCAUUUUGGUUCUUUGGGUACAUGAAUAAAAGAAUAUUUUUAGAUUGACACCUGGCUCUUAAUGUUUAAAACAUUGAUUCUUUCUUGUGUUAUUUUGCAUGUAUUGCUGUUUUAUUUAUUAUGGAAUGAACUCUUCUGGAUUUUGAACAUCAUUCUGACAGUUUUUA
Messenger RNA from Sinocyclocheilus anshuiensis, 2299 nucleotides. RefSeq names its product TNF receptor-associated factor 1-like. The record is from RefSeq and is a predicted model, not a curated record. Gene Ontology annotation, cellular component: plasma membrane signaling receptor complex; cytoplasmic side of plasma membrane. Lineage: Eukaryota; Metazoa; Chordata; Actinopteri; Cypriniformes; Cyprinidae. Gene Ontology annotation, molecular function: zinc ion binding; tumor necrosis factor receptor binding. The transcript is spliced from 10 exons. Bases 340 to 1989 code for a protein of 549 amino acids. Gene Ontology annotation, biological process: signal transduction; regulation of canonical NF-kappaB signal transduction; regulation of apoptotic process.